CCCGUCAGUCGCGCGCCGGACAAUCGCCGUCAUACACAAACAUUAUCCACUGCGCCGCAUCCACUUAUCAACGAUCCGGCACCGUGUGUUAUCGUGCGCCGAUAACGGACUCCCGAAUAAUAAAUCAAAUAAAUACAUUCGCCGCCAUUUAUAUGUCACCACUACGACGGGCAAUUAUACUUUUGGGCGUUUAAUUUUCGAGUGUUAAAAAACCACGGACGGUUUUUUUUUUUUUUUUAACCGCGAUCGAUUCCUUAUUUUUAUAUCUCACGCAGUGUAUCGUUAACAAAAAAAAAUAAAAAAACCGUUAAAUAUUGUUUGCAUUUUUUGUAUUAUGAGUGCCGUUUUGGGCGACUCGUCGUGAGAUCAUCACCCGGGUAAACGAUGAACGCGAUAAUGACCAUUCUGUGGGCCGCGUGUGUCCUGUCGUCCCUGCUGCCGGCUCCGACGUCCGGUUACAGGGCGGUCCGCACUUCCGGGCCGUCCGGCCCGUUACCGGUAACCGUACACGUUCGGGCUGCCGGCUCUAUGGGUUCAGCCGCCGCGGCCAACAGGACAGCGGCCGCAGCCGCCGCCGCCGCCGCCACUGCCUCCACCGUGAUCACGCCGCUACAGGCCGCUUCGGCCACAAUGUUCUCGACCACGAGUUCGGCGUCCAACCAGACAAGGAAUCAAACUAGAUCCGAAAGGCUAAGAGCCAGGGAACAGUACUUGUUCAACGUGUUCGAGGUGAUCGUCUCCACGUUGGAGACGAAACUGCAGCGAAUAGAGAACCUGGACAAAGCGGUCGAGCACCUGAUGCGUCGAGUGGAGGCGCUCGAUUCGCGGGUGACCAACAACAUCGACAAGACGGAGGCGGUGAUCGGCAAGCUGAGAAAUUUGGACACCAAAUUGUUCCAAAAGGAACCGGGCGCGCUUGGCCAUCACCUGGAGACCCGGUUGACGGCUCUGGACCGCAAAGUGGGCGACAUCGACACAAAGCUGGUAGGCCUCAAGAGUCAGCUCGAUAACAAUUUCCUGGGGCCGGCCGACGACAUCAACGCGGAGGCCAGCGAGAAGAAACCGGUAAACGUUCACCAGAUGGACGUGUCCAAGCUGCUCAACGCCGAGCUGGACGCCAUCCGCGCCAGCACGGCCAACAUCGACCGCAAGCUACAGUUCCACAUCAACGUGGUGUCCGACGGCAUAGGCAAGAUCAUCACCAUGGUGACGGAUGUGCACGGCGCCAUCGUUGAGCAGGACAACGUGCGUACGGCCGCCGGCAACAGGACCACUACGACUACGCCGGCGCCCCCCGAGCGCACCAACAAGAUCGACCGGCUGGUCAGGCAGAUGCAUCCCAUAUUGAGCGUCAGCGAAAAAAUGGACGAGGUGUGGAAUGUGGUGGUGGGCACGAAGAGCUCGGUGGACGACCUGGUGCCCAAGUCGAACGAGCUGCUGACACAGACGCAGCGUCAGGAACGGGCCAUCAGUGACAUACACGAUGACCUGCGCAUGAACACCAACAAGAUCAUCGCCAACUUGGAUGUGGUCGAGCGCAGGCUCAAGAAGCAAGAGGACGACGUGGUCACGUUGGCCCAGCGGCCAGUAUCACCGGAACUGCUCCGCCUGGAUCCGACCAUUGACGAGUAUGGCCGGUACGACGAACAGCAAUUGUCCGAGUCCACCCCGCUGUCAGCCGCCACCGUGACGUUCACCACGCCGGCCAGCGUGGGCCCUGGCCCGUCGUCUGGCGCUCCUCCGGAUCUACAACAAAACGUGCAGACGUCCAGGAGUGCGCCCAAAAACCGAGGAGUGGUAUUCCCAAGCGUCAAGAACAAACCGCCGCCGGCCAACAUCAGUUUCUUGACCGACCAGUUCAACAGAGAAGUCAAAGGAUUUUCAUGCUUGGACCUGUUGAACGCUGGCAUGAAGCAAUCCGGAGUGUAUUACUUGCAAAUCCGGGGCACAGCUUAUUGGUACCUGAAGGUGUUUUGCGAACAAGAGAUCGCCGAUGGCGGAUGGACGGUUAUUCAGAGGAGAGACGACAUCGGAGAUCCCAUACGGGAAAAUUUCAACAGGGACUGGACGGACUACAAGAAUGGGUUCGGCGAUCCGACCAAAGAGUUUUGGAUGGGUAACGAGAACAUUUACAUGUUGACAAGCAACGACGAGUACAUGCUGAGGAUCGAACUAGAAGAUUUCGAAGGCAACAGAAGAUAUGCUCAAUACUCGCACUUUAAAAUCUACUCCGAGGCGGAAUACUAUAAACUGGAAAUCGACGGUUACGAAGGCAACGCGGGAGACUCGUUGAACGAUCCGUGGUACGGAAGCAACAACAGUCCGUUCUCCACGUACAACAGAGAUAACGACAGGUCUAGUUUGAACUGCGCGUCCAUGCUGAAGGGCGGAUGGUGGUGGAAGUCUUGCGGCAGAGGACUGAACGGAUUGUACCUGAACGAUCCCCAAGACUUGACGGCCAGACAAGGUAUCGUGUGGUUCCGUUGGAGAGGAUGGGAUUACACACUGAAGAAGGCACAAAUGUUAAUCAAACCAAAGGUCACCGCUAUUCCACCGUUGCCAGUAACCAACACCGUCCGAUAAGAAAACACGAGCACAGAGUUUUUAAUCUGCCAAAAAAAAAUACAGUCCCACGCCAUGUGCUGAAAUCUGUCCGGAGAUCGAUUACUGUUAGGCUCAAUAUUACUACUAUUUUUGUAUUUUUUUUUUUUAAUUUCUUCUAUACAUCCCCAAAACGUAUCAAAGGAUUACACGGAAUACGGAACAUCCGUUUUGGUCGAAUCGGAAGGCGUAGAAAAUUAAUGUAAAAAAGAUUGUAUUUAUUAUGUUGUAAAUAUAUUUAAAAUGUGCCUUAUAUAAUAAUAUUAUAUAAAUAUUACUUAGUUAUAUUUUAGGCGAACAAAAGUUGUUUAUCUUUAUUAUAAUUAUUAUUUUAUUUUUUUUAACUUUGUUAAUAAUGUUAUUCAAUAUUAUUUUUGAUCAUUUAAACACGUCAAUGAGUUUUGUUAAUAGAUUUCGUAUUCUUAUACACAUUCCUCUUAUCAAUCCAUCAUUAUUCAUAAUUGUUAUAUAUAUAUUCAUAU
Adelges cooleyi (spruce gall adelgid) is the source of this 3083-nucleotide messenger RNA. RefSeq lists its product as uncharacterized. The coding region runs from base 385 to 2583 and encodes 732 amino acids. The record is from RefSeq and is a predicted model, not a curated record. Lineage: Eukaryota; Metazoa; Arthropoda; Insecta; Hemiptera; Adelgidae. The transcript is spliced from 7 exons.